Messenger RNA from Malania oleifera, 1531 nucleotides. Its product is annotated as F-box/LRR-repeat protein At4g14103-like. Gene Ontology annotation, molecular function: protein binding. The record is from RefSeq and is a predicted model, not a curated record. The transcript has 3 exons. The coding region runs from base 909 to 1454 and encodes 181 amino acids. NCBI's taxonomy places the organism in Eukaryota, Viridiplantae, Streptophyta, Magnoliopsida, Santalales, Ximeniaceae.
AAACAAAAUCUUUAUUCCACACGGAGCCCAAAAGAGCUACUGUAGAAUGUGAAAAAGAAAACUUCUGCCUUCACCGAAGUAAACAGUUCUUGCAAUCAAGAUUCAGGGUUCCCGUUCACGAUCAGGAUCACUCCUCAUGUUGAAGUCCUUGAAGAUUCUUGAUGGUGCCGACGAAUCCGUAGACAGCAUCAGCAGUCUCCCAGACUCUCUUCUCUGUCACAUUCUCUCGUUCCUCCCCACCAAAGAUGCAGUCAGAACCAGCACCUUGUCCGCUCGCUGGAAGUACCUCUUCGCCUCAAUCCCAGAUCUCGACUUCGAUGAAUCUUUGGUGGGUCAUCCCUGUUUUGUUGAUUUCGUGUACAGAUCGUUGGCUCUUCGCGGUUCGCUCCGUAUAAAUGCAUUUCGCCUUAAAUGUUAUGUUAGCAACAACUAUCCGCAUCUCAAUGCGUGGAUAUCCGCCGCUGUAUGCCGUGAUGUUCGCGAAUUUGAUCUUCUCAUUGAUGCCAAUCGGUAUCUGCUGUGUUCUAAUCUCUUCACUUGCCAAACCCUAGUCGUUCUAAAAUUGGAUUUGAAUUUUUGCUUCAAUGUUCCCGCCAAUGUGCGUCUUCCAAGCCUCAAGAUUCUCCAUCUUGUGUCGGUUGAGUUCGAGAACGACUGUUCGAUGGAGACGCUCUUUUCUGGGUGCCCUGUGCUUGAAGAUUUGCAUAUGCGUGACUGCUGGUUGGACAGUUUGCCUGCGCUCGACAUUUCAAUUUCUACACUUAAGAACCUCACGAUCAAAAGCGAGUCUGCUAUUAGAUACAAAGUCACGAUUAAUGCUCCAAGCCUUGAAUGCCUAGACUACUUUGAUGUUUUAGCCGACGGCUACACUCUGGAGAAUCUGAACUCUCUAUCUGAAGCUCAUAUUGAUGUCAAGCCGAGCAUUCGCUAUGUUAAUAGCUUCUUUCAUUUUUCAGCAUGUACGCGACCUUGUUGAAGGGAUUUCUAAUGUGGGAUUUCUUUAUUUGUCCGCCGGCACUUUGCAGACUCUUGAAAUCGCCAAAUGUUGCUUGCCCACAUUUUCUAACUUGAUUCAUUUGGGACUUGGCACUGUCAAUUAUAAUGGAUGGGAACUGGUGCUUAAAUUACUUAAUAGUUCGUCCAAUCUUGAAGUGCUUUUGUUUUCAGAGGGUUUUUUACAACAGAAGGACUUUGACUAUCACUUGCCAAACCAUGUGCCUACAUGUCUGUCAUUACACCUUGAGGAACUUGAAAUAGAGGAAUUCCAUGGGAGGAGAUGUGAACUUCAGCUAGUGAAGUUUGUCUUAGCUAGUGCAGAAGUAUUGAGAAAGAUAACAAUUGAUUCUUCUAUGUCCAUGGAGAAGGAAUUGCUUAUUGCCAAGAGAUUGUUAACCUUUCCAAGGUGCUCAGAAAUAUGUCAGAUCAAGCUCCUCUCAAAAUAUGAAAGAAAAUAAAUUUGAAUCAAAUGUAAAUAUGUAAUGCCAGCUGUAUAUAUAUAUACCACGCAUGUGUAUAUAUACACAUUUGUGUC